AUGUCGGGCUCGUACGCUUCCGAUAUCAUCACGUACAUCGGCGUCCCGCUGGCUGUAUUGGGAGUCCUCCCGAUUCUCUACAACACCUUCGCAACUCUGGUGUCGCUGUCCCGCAUAAAGCGGAUGCUGCGGCGUGGUGGGCUCACUGCCCUCACGCGUAGCGAUGUCGUGAACCGCGUCAUCGAAAUUGAGCUACCGCGGUACGCGGUCACACCGUGGGACCGCUUUCAGGACCGGAGCCAGUACUGGACGCUAUCGCGCCGGCCCAGCAGCAUACCUGGUGGCAGCUGGACCACGUUCAAUUGGCGCACGAACGCGAUCGGAAUCAAGACUCAGCGUGUUGAGUAUGCGGACCAGGUCCGGCAACCUCAGGUAGAGGUGGCCUUUGAUGAGCUGGUCUCGUAUCUACUCGACUUGGGCGCAGUGCCGGACCCCCACGGGUGGAAAAUGCUACGAUCCACAGGAUUGUGGUCGCCUACUGGCUUAUCACUAAUGAAGUCACCCGAUGGUCGCGAGAAGGCUUUGACGAUAGCACCUUUGGAUGAUUCAGAUGGGAACCUGUCCCUAGCAGUUGCGUGGUCGUCUCAGUGGACUACUCGAGACUACUCGCAUUUACCGCCGUAUUGGGUACGACUGCCUCCUCCACCUGAAGAGAAGAAACCGCAGGAAGAGGAGGGCGGAAGUUCAUCUGAUCCAAAACUUAAAGAAGAAGAGUCAGCAAAGGCUAAAGAUGAAGGCUCUAGCAUGGGCAAAAAGUCUCUCGACUCGGUAGACCGCACAGCUCAGUCCAACGCCAAAAGCCCAGUUACAUGUCAGAUUUCUAUAGAGGGAAUCGUGACGGCCUUGACCCAGGAGGAACAGCUACAGAGCUCACUGAAACUGGAUAGUCUGUACAUCGAGCACAUCCGAGUUCGUCCGGGCAAGAGUAAUGGUGUAUGGUUUGCUAGCGCUAUUACUGCAUACGGCACCACAAGCCAGACGAUUCUGUGGAAUUACAAGAUCCCAGACGAGAUCCUCACUUUCUCGAGGAAAGAGACCGUGCCGUGCGGUGUGCUUGUGCUGCUGGGAGUAGUUGACGAGUCCGAGACACCUGAGUGGGCAACGAAACAUAACGAUCAGGCAGCCCAUCUUGACCAAUAUGUGAGAAGGAAUCAGGAGCAACGAGCUGCUAUGCAGGCCGAGGCACUGCGCGAUAGGAUGCGGCUAGACCAGCAGCGGAGAGAAGCCCGUACAAUGGAGGCUCUGCAGAGUCCGAGAUGGGCUAACAAGGUUGUUGCGGAUCAUUAUCUACGUUGGCUGAAGCAGGGACGCCACCUGGCCGAGGAGAUCACUCUGAAAGAUGCUGUUGGCUACCUACUACACCGGAUGGUGCUCGAUGGGGACUUCGCUUCUACGAUAUGCCGCAUGCUCGAUAUGUGGAAGGCGUGGGCUGAGAUGGGUGGGAUGAGAAGAGCUGACUACAACACUCUGCUGGAAGAUCAGGUAUCGUUUGCGCAGGCCACACUGCUGAUCGCCAUGAUCAAUGAUACGUCAACAGCCAUUGAAGGCACACUCUCAAUGGACCUCCAAGAGUGUUUACGAAUGUGGAGAAAGGUCCGCCUUGGGUAG
Molecule: messenger RNA, 1608 nt
Organism: Phaeoacremonium minimum UCRPA7
Lineage: Eukaryota; Fungi; Ascomycota; Sordariomycetes; Togniniales; Togniniaceae
Exons: 3
Coding region: 1-1608 (535 amino acids)
Source: RefSeq, a predicted model, not a curated record